AUGACUCCAACAACAACUAAUGCUCCAACAACAACUGAAGCCCCUACAACCACAAACCAUCCAACAACAACAAUUUCCCCGACUACAACAAGUGCUCUAACUACAACAGAAGCCCCAACCACCAAAAGCCCUCCAAAAACCACAAUGGCUAUGACCACAACAAUUGCGCCAACAACAACUGAAGCCCCUACCACAACAAGCCCUCCAAGAACAACUAUGGAUCCAACAACAACAAGUGCUCCAACUACAACAGAAGCCCCAACGACCACAAGCCCUCUAAAAACCACAAUGGAUCCAACAACAACAGGUGCUCCAACAACAACUGAAGCCCCUACCACAACAAGCCCUCCAACAACAACAAUUGCCCGGAGAACAACCAGUGCUCCAACAACCACAGAAUCCCCUACCACAACAAGCUCUCCAACAACUACGGCUCCAAUUACAACAGGGUCUCCAACAACAUCUGAAGCCCCUACCACCACAAGCCCUCCAACAACCACUAUGGCUAUGACUACAACAAUUUCGCCAACAACAACUGAAGCCCCUAUGACAACAAGCCCUCCAACAACAACUAUGGAUCCAACAACAAAAGGUGCUCCAACAACAGAAGCCCUAACCACCACACACCCUCCAACAACCACUAUUGCCCUGACUACAACAAGUGCUCCAACAACAACAGAAUCCCCUACCACAACAAGCCCUCCAACAACAAUAAGACCUCCAACAACAACAGAAGCCCCUACAACCACAAGCCCUCCAACAACAACAAUUGCCGUGACAACAACUAGUGCUCCAACAACAACAGAAUCCCCUACCACAACAAGCUCUCCAACAACUACGGCUCCAACUACAACAGGUUCUCCAACAACAUCUGAAUCCCCUACCACCACAAGACAUCCAACAACAACAAUUGCCACGACAACCAGUGCUCCAACAACAACAGAAUCUCCCACCACAACAAGCCCUCCAACAACAACUAUGGCCCCAACUACAACAAGUGCUCCAACGACAACAGAAGCCCCUUCCACCACAAGCCCUCCAACAACAACAAUAGCCCUGACAACAACCAGUGCUCCAACAACAACAGAAUCACCUACCACAACAAGCUCUCCAACAAAAGCCCGAACCACCACAAGCCCUCCAAUAUCCACUAUGGCCCUGACUACAACAAGUGCUCCAACAACAUCUGAAGCCCGUACCACAACAAGCUUUCCAACAACAGCAAUUGCCCUGACAACAACCAGUGCUCCAACAACAACAGAAUCCCCUACCACAACAAGCUCUCCAUCAACUACGGUUCCAACUACAGCGAGUGCUCCAACAACAACAGAAGCCCCUACUACUACCACAAGCCCUCCAACAACCACUAUGGUUCCAACUACAACAAGUGCUCCAACAACAACAGAAUCCCCUACCACAACAAGCUCUCCAACAACUACGGCACCAACUACGACAGGUUUUCCAACAACAUCUGAAGCCCCUACCACCACAAGCCCUCCAAAAACAACAAUGACCCCAACUACAACAAGUGCUCCAACAACAACUGAAGCCCCUACCACAACAAGCCAUCCAACGAUAACAAGUGCUCCAACAACAACAGAAGCCCCUACCACCACAACCCCUACCAGCACAAGCCCUCCAACAACAACAAUUGCCACGACAACAACCAGUGCUCCAAAAACAACAAAAGCCCCUACCACCACAAGCCCUCCAACAACAACUACGGCUCUAACAACAAAAGAAGCCUCUACCACAACAAGCGCUCCAACAACAACUACGCCUCCAACAACAAAAGAAGCCCCUACCACAACAAGCCCUCCAACAAGCAUUAUGACUCCAACAACAACUAAUGCUCCAACAACAUCUGAAGCCCCUACAACCACAAGCCAUCCAACAACAACAAUUGCCCCGACUACAACAAGUGCUCCAACAACAACAGAAGCACCUACUACCACAAGCCCUCCAACAACCAUUAUGGUUCCAACUACCACAAGUGCACCAAUGACAACUCAUACCCCUACCACAACAAGCCCUGUGACAACAACUACAGCCCCAAGAACAACAAUUGCGUCAACAACAACUGAAGCCCCUACCACAACACACUCUCCAACAACAGCUAUGGAUUCAACAACAACAAGUGCUCCAACAACAAUAGAAGCCCCUACCACCACAAGCCCCCCAACAACAACAAAUGCCCUGACAACAACUACUGCUCCAACAACAACAGAAUCCCGUACCACAACACCCUCCAACAACAACAACUGCCACGACAACAACAAGUGCUUCAACUACAACAGAUGCCUUAAUGACCACAAGCCCUCCAACAAGCUCUAUGGCUCCAACUACAACAAUUGCUCCAACAACGGAAGCCCCUACAACAACAAGCCUUCCAACAACAACUAUGGAUCCAACUACAACAAGUGCAUUAACAAGAACAGAACCCCCAACCACCACAAGCACUCCAGCAACAACAAUUGCCUUGACUACAAGUGCUCCAACAACAACAGAACGGCCUACCGCAACAAGCCCUCCAACAACAAGUAUAGCUCAAAUUACAACAAGCCCAACAACAACAACUAUGGCUCCAACAACAACUGA
This is a messenger RNA of Anguilla anguilla (European eel), 2598 nucleotides long. Its product is annotated as mucin-2-like. NCBI's taxonomy places the organism in Eukaryota, Metazoa, Chordata, Actinopteri, Anguilliformes, Anguillidae. The transcript has 4 exons. Bases 1 to 2598 code for a protein of 865 amino acids. The record is from RefSeq and is a predicted model, not a curated record.